Messenger RNA from Ruditapes philippinarum (Manila clam), 4643 nucleotides. RefSeq lists its product as uncharacterized. Gene Ontology annotation, biological process: mannosyl-inositol phosphorylceramide biosynthetic process. Gene Ontology annotation, molecular function: mannosyltransferase activity. NCBI's taxonomy places the organism in Eukaryota, Metazoa, Mollusca, Bivalvia, Venerida, Veneridae. The transcript is spliced from 3 exons. The record is from RefSeq and is a predicted model, not a curated record. The coding region runs from base 2756 to 3958 and encodes 400 amino acids.
UGGUUAUUAUAGACGCGUUAUGAUUAAUACACUGAAGUAUGCAUUAAAUCACAAGGAAAUGAUUAUAGUGUAAACAAAAACACAAAAACAUAAUUACGCCGAUCAGAUAUCAUAGUUGUGAGUAUUGACUGUACAUAAUUUGACGCAUUACAUAUUAUUAUAGUUUAACAUUGCAGGUAUUUGUAAUGGACAUCUCAAAUUAUUCAUGGAAACAAUUUUUGACCCUGAUCAUUUGCGUGUGUUUCAUCAUAGUUUUACGAAGUUUUACAUUAACAAAUGUUCGUCAUAUUCCAUUUGAUGAUAUGUACUUUCAUAAUAACGGGUCCGAAGAACAAGAUGACUACAGUGAGGAUAAUGUUAAGUAUUUCCCUGCUGACCAAACAAAGUAUCCACUCUUCCAGUCAAACGUUGCAGCAGAGUUUCCAACUAUCGUAAACACUUCAUGCCGAAUACCUCAUAUCAUCCAUCAGAUAUUUAGCAAUGAAAACGUUCCUAAAGUCUUUCAAAAACCCAUGCGUUCAUUUAUUCUAUACAAUCCGACAUGGGAGUAUAGAUUUUGGACAUAUAGUUCUGGAAGAAAUUUCUUGAUAAAGCAUCAUGCUUAUCUCCUAGAUUUCUAUGAUAAGAUUGGGGAAAAUGACGUGAAAAGGUCUGAUUUGCUACGAAUGGCGAUAAUCUAUGAAUUUGGUGGUGUUUAUGCUGAUUUAGAUGUGGAGAAUUUACGGUCACUGAAUAUCACAACAACUAAAUACGCAUGUAUUUUACCACCAGAACCUUUUGAACAUUCUGGUAUUUUAUAUGGGGAAGAAGUCAUAAUAGCCACGGCUGUUCUGUUAUGUAGACCAAAGCAUCCUUUUAUCAAACAAAUACUUUUAUCCCUGCAGCAUGCCGAUCCUAAUGGCGAUCCUGUCAGUACAACUGGUCCUGAAUUUAUCACACACAUGUACCUGAAAUACAACAACAUUACAAAAUCGGAUUUACUUAAAUCUGUUGCUGACACUACGUCAAAUUCACCGUAUUUCUACAAAGGGACACGAGAUGAGGACAGUCAGGACGGAAUAUAUAUACCUAAUUCGCAAUAUUUCAUGGACAACGUCGAUCCCAUGCUGCGAAACGAAGAUGGUGAAAUAAAAGAAUGUGUUGAUAAGUCACUGGAUGCACUUUCAUUUCUAGAAAAACGUGCCUGCACAGAAUUUGAAAGUCGUAAAACAAUAAGAAAAGAGAAACAUUUUACAUUUACGAUUCAUUACUGGUUUCACCUCUGGACUUACACUGAUUCUUUUGCGAAGAAAAUGCCGCGGAUCCAUAUCAAACAAAUUAUUCCAAAGGCUAUAUCUUUUUGACGCAUGGUCUUGAACAAGAUUAUUUCUUUCUUAAGUUCCAAACAAAACUUAAACGAAUGAAAAAGGUGAAAAGAUAAAACAUAGACACAAACAUAUUAUCCAUCAAAAUGACGGAAACAAGAAUUGUCUCCAACUUCGGCCAAGAUAAACAUAUUUCAUUGUUUUAAUUAAUUUUGAAGUCUAUCUUUUAUUCUUGUUGAACAGGAUUUAAGAUGAUCAAACAUAAGUCAGUGUGAAGUAUUUGGAAUCUAGCAUAUUUUCAAUAUCUCUGGAUAUCAACUUCUUCGUCUUUUCAAUAAUCUGAUUUAUUUUCUGUGAAUUUGUAAUAUAUAAAUAACAAAAGUAUUUAGCUGAUAUACAUGGAGCACCAUCCCAAUAUUUGUCUUUUUUUAAAUGACAGUGUUGGAACAAAUGGGAAUUAACAUUAUAAAAUGCCUUUAGAGGUUAUAAUACACAUUGUUAUGCUACAGAAAAGUACUCACUAGGAAACUAUAAUAAUAAUAAUAAUAAUAAUAAUAAUAAUAAUAAUAACUCCCUUCUGGACUUAUUUACAAUGAAAAUUUCGAAGUUCAGAAGUGCUGGAAAUGAAUACCUCUUACAUUAUUGUUUAAUUUUUUUGUCCUUAACUUUUCAUUGCACAAUAUUCAAAAAGAGUUUAAAGAUAAAGGUCAGCCGAUAAAAGGCUUACCCCCGGUUAUCUUCUAGUCGUCAUUAGUUUUGUUUUGUUUUUGUUUUUUGGAAUUACUAGCACGCAGGCUUGUUUUAUUUUCGUUCCUUAUUAAUAUGUUUACUUUUUCAUCAUAAAUGUGCUAGAAUUUGAUUUUAGAAAUUAAGAUCGUUCUUACAAUUAACGUAUUUCAGGAAAAAAAUAUUUCAAACUGAUCUAUAUUUGAAUCGGUUUAAAUGAUCAAUGGUUGGGGGGGGGCAUGGUAAACAAAAACUGCAAUACGCGUGAAAUUACAGUCAUCUCUUGAACGAUUGGUGACCUUAAAUUACUAGAAAAGAUAGCCAUUGAUUUCGUUAUUUCACGAUUUUAACCAUGCAUCAAAGUUCUUUAGGUAUUAUAUAACGCGUGAGUUAUAUUGCAAUUCUAGUUAUUCUACUGUGUAAAAGGGGCAAAUAAUUGAAUUAUUGCUUGAUAAAUAUUUACACAUUAUAAUUGUUAUUGUACUUAAAUUUUUUUUAUGGAAAAAUAACCGUUGGCUUGUUUUAAGAUAUAAAUAUGACAUGAACUAUAUUGAAUAUUAAAAGAUUUAACCUUUAAAAACAAACUUAAUACAAGGAAACAGUUGUGAUAAUUAGUUGUGAACAGUUUUUUGCGGUUUUCAUGUUUGUUUUUAUAAUGAGAGUUAUUUAAAUGUAUUGAUUUGAAAGAUAUAAAGAAUAUAAGAAAACACAUUUGCUUGAAGAAAAUGAUGUGGUAUAACUCUAACGCUCAAACGAUGAAAACAUUUUUCCUACUGUGUCUAGUGACAUGCAUGUUCUUGUACUGUGGACUUCAGAUAUUCAAGAUAGAAGACUUAAAGAUGCAUUAUGCAAAAACCAAAGAAUUAAAGAAGGAAGAAAUGAACGAAGAAGAAAAUGUGCGCGACCUAAUAGAAUUAGAACAUAAAAAACUUGCUGAACCAAGAUUAGAAGUGCUGCAUAACUUCAAGUAUCCUAUUUAUCAACCCAGCGAGCCAGCAGAAUUUCCGCACGUUGUAAACGGAACAAUCAGGAUCCCUCAUAUCAUUCAUCAGAUCUGCAACACCGCGUCCAUUCCUGACAAUUUCUUACUCGCAAUGAGGUCAUUUGUGAAGUACAACCCUACAUGGGAAUACAGAUUUUGGACUUAUAAAUCUGGGCACAACUUUCUCAGGAAAUAUCAUCCCUAUCUAGUGGAUAUAUAUGACAGUUUCGGGGAGAAUGAUGUGAAGAAAUCUGAUCUGCUGCGGUUAGCUGUGCUAUAUGAAUAUGGCGGUGUGUAUGCUGACUUAGAUGUAUCUAAUGUACGAUCACUUAAUAUUACAACAACCAAGUAUGCAUGUAUUAUACCAACUGAACCGUUCGAGCAUGCCGGUCUCCUAUAUCGACAAGAAUUUGUAUUGACCACUUCAGUGUUACUAUGUCGUCCUAAACACCCUUUCUUUGAAAGACUUCUUUUGCAAUUGCAGAUUGCUCGUCCCAGAGGCCAUCCUGUGACUACAACAGGACCUGCGUUCCUCACUGGUAUGUAUUUAAAAUACAAUAACAUAACCUGGAGUGAUGUAUCUGUUUUUAUAGUAAACGGCACGCAAUCCAAUGCACCAUAUUUCUUCAAAGGACAUAGAGACGAAGAGAAUGAUGAUGCCAUAUAUAUUCCGAACGGUCAAUACUUUGGGGACAAGAUAGAUCCCUCUUGGAUAAAUGGUGCUGGUGAACUUAAAGCAUGUGGUUUAACGAAGGAAACUGAUAUACACACUCUACGAUCAUGUAAAGAGUUCGAAAGUCGUAAAGCAGUUAGGAAAGAAAAACUUUAUACCUUCACAGUUCACCACUGGUUUCAUUGGUGGGUUCAAGGGGAGGAUUUUAACAAAUUUCUCCAAACUUACGAUAUCAAGGAAGUUAUUCCUAAAGCCAUUCUAUUCGAAGAGUAAGACAUUAACAAGUAACGUAUGGCGUAAACAUACUUCAUUAUCUUGUGUGUUACAUAUAUACAAGCAGACAUCCCAUACAGCUUCGUGUAUUAUAGAAUGUAUCUUUAUAUUGUGAUUUUAUAUAUUUUAGCAACUUUAUUGUAGUGUUGCUUUCAAGCAUACUAUGAUCAAAUUCAUCUUUGAUUGGCGUGCAUGUUAAAUUGUAAAUAAAGAAAUGACUUAUUCAUCGUUAAUAUGUUUAAUAAUCUUGGUAUAUACUCAACAUCACUAAUUUUGCGUCAUUACUUAUUUCACUGUAAUGGCAUAGUUCGAUAUGAAUAGUGUUAAGGUUGGUCUUGGUCAGAAUUGACAUAUAUAAUAUUUAGUCAUACACCUAAGCAACAAAUUUGUGUGUAAAAUAUUUUAAUUCUGAAGCUUUUUCAGAACAACAUUUUGCCCAUUUCUGCAAAAAGCCGCCAUAGUCCAUUCAAACAUGCGCAUACGUCAGAAACAAUCAUCAUUUUCUAAAUGAUCAAUAUUGUUGAAAAGAAAUCAAUUUUAAGUAACAAUGUAAAGAUAGCUUAAUAUUUAAAACUGAGCAAUAUUAAUUUAGUAAUUUUAACUGAAACAUGGAAAAACUAUGUUAUCCCAAUUAUUGUCAUUUAAAUGAUGUCUUUUUGUUUUCAAAAUGGCCGACCUAUGAUCU